Molecule: messenger RNA, 1057 nt
Organism: Paramecium pentaurelia
Lineage: Eukaryota; Ciliophora; Oligohymenophorea; Peniculida; Parameciidae
Source: the annotation of a GenBank genome assembly
AUGCAACUAAAUGAAGAACAAUAAGAAAAAGAUAAUGAAGUCGAUUAUUAGAAUGUUUACAACUCAAAUUUGUUUCGUAAAUUAACAACUCAAUAGAUAAGAAAGAUUCUUAAUCCUUACAAGUAAAAUGCAAAAGAAGUUUUAUAAGAAUUAUCUAAUUAAAUUGACACCUUGGAAGAAGGAUUGAAAAAAUAUCAAAAUGAAAAUACUAUGAUACCACCUAGUAAAUAAUAGAUUUUAGAUAUUCUUUAAUAAAAUACUGCAUUUACACCAACUGAAUCCAUUUAGUCAUUAUUAUCAGAGAAAACUAAAUUAAAAACUAGUUAUCUUCAUGUUGAUAAUUUGUACAUGUAUAUUUAGUAAUAAAUAAUAUUUAGAAAUCAGGAUGAACAUAUUCCAUAAACUAAAUUUGAAAUUAUGUAAAUGGCUUUAUCUAAUAAGACAAUUCAAAAACAAUAAAGAAAGGCAAUUAAAUCAGAUGAUUUAUCAAAAAAGAGAAAAAUUAUUUUGCAAAUUUAAUAGAGGAUAAAUUAAGAUGAAAUAAUUAGAAAGAAAAAAGAAGAAGAAGAAAGAUUACGAUUAUUGGAAGUACAAUUUUGUUAGAAAUUAGAAAUAAGCUAGAGAAGUAGAUGUAGGAUAAUUGACUUUAAAUAUGAUUUCGGAUCUAAGGAAAAAAUAUUUUAAUGAAUUAGUUUCAACAGAUACAGAAGAAAAGUUUAAGAGAAUUAAAGAAAUUAAAGAAGUUUAUGUUCCAUAAUAACUUAAUAAAGUUAAAGAAGGAUGUAUAUCAUUAAUAAUAUGAUAAGAUCAAAAAUAAUAGUAAGAAAAAUUAAAGCAUGAUUUGGUAUCAAAGAAAUCUUAAUUCAAUUCAUAUUAUUAAUUACUUGCUCUAGAGAGAACUAUGAAAAGAGUGGUUGCUCUCAAACUCAAACCAGAAAUUAAAUCAUAUUCAAGAUUUAAAGGUGCUGAAAUCCCAAAGAAUUAUUCAUCUAUCAAUAGUAUUGUGAAAGGGAUCAUUCAUACAUCUAAAAAUUCAGAAAACAAAGGGUUUUAUUGA